This is a messenger RNA of Pelmatolapia mariae (spotted tilapia), 3247 nucleotides long. RefSeq names its product gamma-aminobutyric acid type A receptor subunit pi (gene gabrp). Gene Ontology annotation, biological process: nervous system process; chloride transmembrane transport; regulation of membrane potential. Lineage: Eukaryota; Metazoa; Chordata; Actinopteri; Cichliformes; Cichlidae. The coding region runs from base 410 to 1756 and encodes 448 amino acids. The record is from RefSeq and is a predicted model, not a curated record. Gene Ontology annotation, cellular component: plasma membrane; synapse; neuron projection. Gene Ontology annotation, molecular function: extracellular ligand-gated monoatomic ion channel activity; GABA-A receptor activity; neurotransmitter receptor activity. The transcript has 10 exons.
GGGGGGGCAGAGAAAAAAAGUGCAGCGCAAAUGAGUAGUACGAGGAGAGAGGGAGGGGGGGCUGCACAGAGGCUCUGCGGGGAGAUCAACACAGCUGUGCAGAGAGACAGAGGGAGUUGCACAGAUAGUGGAACAACCAGCAGUAAGACACAAAGGACCAAAUAUUAGAUGCUUUAUCGGUAGCUGGAAGACACACAGGGAUAUAUAAUCAGAAGUAAACAAGAAAGUGGACCAAUCUCAGCCACUGGCAACACUUGGGAUACAGGAAGGCAGAAGAGCAGAGGAGGAAACAAAGGACAGAGCUGAGAGAAAGCAGAAGAGUGACCAAGUGGAAAUAAAAAGCAGGAGAUAAGAGCACGGCCGAGGCAGUCCUCGUCACAUCUCUCUGACCUCUGCCAGCUGAUCCAGGAUGUCUGCCAACCUGUUACUCAUCAUCCUCCUGACCUUUACGCAGGGGAGCUGUGCAUUCCAUAGCAACCACUGGGGUGAAUGGAACGACUCCCAGCUUCUGCCAACAAUACAAAAGCUCAUGAAAGGCUAUAACCGCUACCUCAGACCUAAUUUCAAUGAGGGCCCAGUGGAAAUCGGAAUGAGCCUUGAUAUCGCCAGCAUUGAUGCCAUCUCUGAAAUCAAUAUGGACUAUACAGCGACAAUCUUCCUCCGUCAGCGCUGGCGUGAUGCUAGGCUGAUGUUCCCCGGUAAUGAGAGCGUGAGCGUGGACGGUCGCCUGGUGUCACUGCUCUGGAUCCCCGACACUUUCAUCCCAGACUCCAAGCGCUCCUUCCUGCACGAUGUCACCGUGGAAAAUCGCCUCAUACGCAUCUUCAGCAACGGAACUGUUCUCUAUGCUCUUCGCAUCACAGCUACGAUCGCCUGCAACAUGGAUCUGACUAAGUACCCCAUGGAUAGACAGGUGUGCACCCUUCAGCUGGAGAGCUGGGGGUAUAACCUACAGGAUGUGGUGUUCUACUGGACCAGAGGAAAUGAUUCAGUGAAGGGUUUGGACACAUUGCGGCUGGCACAGUAUAGUGUGGAGAGCUACUACACAUCAGUGUCAGAGGCUGUGUAUGAAACAGGAAAUUACCCCAAGCUGGUGCUGCAUUUUGCACUGCGCAGAAACGUGCUCUUCUUCAUCUUGGAGACGUAUGUCCCCUCCAUUCUGUUGGUGGUUCUGUCCUGGGUCUCUUUCUGGAUCAGCCAGUCCUCUGUGCCAGCUAGGACCUGCAUUGGAGUGACAACAGUGCUGACGAUGACAACUCUGAUGAUGGGUGCCCGCACUUCCCUGCCCAAUGCCAACUGUUUUAUAAAGGCCAUAGAUGUUUAUUUGGGCAUCUGUUUCACCUUCAUUUUUGGCGCACUGUUGGAGUAUGCCUGCGCUCAUUUUUACACCAUGCAGCACCAGACCAUUGAGGAUUUAUAUCGGGACCUUCUGAGGGAGCUCAGCGAGUCUAAUGGAAAUGGCUCUAUCCCCAUCGUCAGCUCCGGCCAACCAAAUCAGUCCGUGGAGAUCGGCUCCACCGCAGAGGACUCCACGGAGCAGUCAGCGAACAGCGACACCAAGAACCACACAGGAACAAAAGAGAAGGCGCCAAAUCAGGGCUGCGGCUUGUCGUCAGUGAGAGACGCAUCACGUAAGGCGGCAUCUGUCUUCAUCGUGGAAAAUCCACACAACAUCGAUCGCUAUGCCCGCACAGUUUUCCCCACAGCAUUCCUCUUUGUCAAUAUCCUGUACUGGCUUUAUUAUCUCUUUCUGUAAGUGCUCAUUCCAAGCCGUGGAAAGCUUAAUUUCACCAACCUGAAGCUGCUCUACCUCCUCAUUUAAGAUCCAACACCAGUCGCCAUGGUCUGAAUACGAACGGACCUGACACAGCUUAUUUAUUGGAUGGUGAAAAAUCAAUUGGUCAGGACUACGCUCUGCAACGAAGGCUGUUAUUGAUUGUGUGCAAAGAGUUGGCUCUCAGCACAUCAGCAUGUAAGAGUGGUAAUGCAAAGCCUGUAUUGUCUACUGACCAAUCCAUAGAUCAAAUGAGGAAGAGUUUAGAAUGAAUAGGAUGCUGAACAGCACCACACAGUUGGUUGCUAUGCAUUGUUUGCAUGAGACCAUAUACUGUAUGAUUAUGUUUCGCCGUACAAUGUGAAAUUAAAAGACUACAUCAGUGACUGGAAUGUGUCGGUGCAUUUUAUGAGAAGGAAAUUCAAUCUGUGCUUGGUAACAAGUUAAUUAAACAGGAAUUGUUUGGGAAAAUAAGACACACAUUUAUUAUUCCCUCAUCCAGGCACGAGAACAGUAAAGUGCAACAGGCGACCACAGGUUUGGUAAGGAAGGUGUUAAAAUGACAUUUGAUGAUUUCAUUAAAAGGAAAAGACAGAUGUCUAUCACUGAUAGCACCACUUUGCUAGUAACUCAAUGAUCUGUAAUGUAAGUAUUCAGCUGUAUUUAAAUGUGUGCCAAAGAGGGUGAUCAGGACAAAGCAUGGAUUUACUUGGUUUUUACCCAGAAUCCUCUAUGGCACGUGCCCGAAUACUGACUUCAGGUAGAAAAAUGCACAAAAAGUUUUUGGCACUUAAAAAGAGUAGCAACAUUAGGGAUAUCAGCCACUGCGGAGUCAUUAAAAAAAAACAUCAAGAAAUAGAGAGACUGCUGCAGCAGAUGGUAUUAUCUGAAGAUUACAGAGUCACUCUGGGAUUACUUGAAGCAACUCAGAGAGCCUGAACCCCCAGAGGAACAUACCUGCUGAUUACCUUGGAAAACUGUGCCUAAAACUUUUGCACACUUAUGAUGAGAAAUGAAGCGCUGUACAGUAUUUUAAGUACAAACACAUAUAGAACAGUAGUUGGCGCUCAUUAUGUACAGGCAAAACAAAAAAGAAAGUCACCUAAAAGGCACAUCAUGGCUUAAACUGUCUUUCAUUCUCAAAGUUUCCAAUACGUCACAUUGCUUUGGUCUUCUUUUUUCCCCUCAUGACACCAUUUAAACAUUUCUGGCUCUUUUCCACACUACAUUUUAUUCAUUUGUAGUGCUUUCCAUACUUUUAUGUUGCCUUUCUCUGCUGAACUUACCCUUCUUGAUUUUUUUUCCUUUACCAAAAUUUUAAACUGCAUCUUUCCAGAAAGUGAAAACACUUUGCUACAGACCAUAAGCAGUCGUUGGAAAUAUUCAGUAAGCUGUACCACCACCUAGUGGCUGAUUUCUUUCAUUACUGUUUAUGCAGUUUCUCAGCAAUCCAAAAAGGAAAAAAGUCUUGAC